AUGGAUCUGAUCAAUUCUACUGAUUACCUGAUCAAUGCCUCUACUUUAGUAAGAAACAGCACUCAGUUUCUAGCUCCUGCAUCAAAAAUGAUUAUUGCCCUUUCUUUGUACAUUUCAUCUAUAAUUGGUACCAUCACCAAUGGCCUCUAUCUAUGGGUGCUAAGAUUCAAGAUGAAACAGACUGUCAAUACUCUCUUAUAUUUUCAUCUCAUUUUCUCAUAUUUUAUUUCAACAUUGAUUCUGCCAUUUAUGGCCACCUCCCAACUUCAGGACAAUCACUGGAACUUUGGAACUGCCUUGUGCAAGGUCUUCAAUGGCACUUUGUCUCUGGGGAUGUUCACCUCUGUUUUCUUCCUUUCGGCCAUCAGUCUUGAUCGUUACCUUCUCACUCUUCACCCAGUGUGGUCCCAGCAGCACCGAACCCCACGCUGGGCUUCUGGCAUUGUCCUAGGAGUCUGGAUCUCAGCCGCUGCCCUCAGCAUCCCGUAUUUGAUUUUCAGAGAGACACAUCAUGACCGUGAAGGAAAGGUGACUUGCCGAAAUAACUAUGCUGUGUCUACUAACUGGGAAAGCAAGGAGAUGCAAGCAUUAAGGCAGUGGAUUCAUGUAGCCUGUUUCAUCAGCCGCUUCUUCCUGGGCUUUCGUCUGCCUUUCUUCAUCAUCAUCUUUUGUUAUGAAAGAGUAGCCAGCAAGGUGAAAGAGAGGGGCCUGUUUAAAUCCAGCAAGCCCUUCAAAGUUAUGAUGACUGCCAUUGUCUCUUUCUUUGUGUGUUGGAUGCCCUAUCAUAUACACCAGGGUUUACUUCUCACUAAGAACCAGUCACUACUUUUAGAGUUGACUCUGAUACUUACAGUGCUAACCACUUCUUUCAAUACUAUCUUUUCUCCCACACUCUACUUAUUUACUGGGGAGAACUUCAAAAACGUCUUCAAGAAGUCCAUUCUUGCUCUGUUUGAGUCAACAUUUAGUGAGGAUUCUUCUGCAGAAAGGACCCAAAACCUAAACUCAGAAGCCUAAAUUGAAUUUCCAGAUGCUUAAGCAAACAUGCACUUGCUCAAUUAUACCAACAGAGAUAUAACUUCUGCUUUUGUAUGCUAUAGUCCUUAUAGUAGAGAGAUAACUAGGCCGCACUAUUGUUAGAUCUCUGAGUAACAAAAGGGCUGCAAGAAA
This is a messenger RNA of Macaca mulatta (Rhesus monkey), 1170 nucleotides long. RefSeq names its product G protein-coupled receptor 33 (gene GPR33). NCBI's taxonomy places the organism in Eukaryota, Metazoa, Chordata, Mammalia, Primates, Cercopithecidae. The record is from RefSeq and is a predicted model, not a curated record. Gene Ontology annotation, biological process: inflammatory response; positive regulation of cytosolic calcium ion concentration; complement receptor mediated signaling pathway. Gene Ontology annotation, molecular function: complement receptor activity; G protein-coupled receptor activity. Gene Ontology annotation, cellular component: plasma membrane.